AUGCAUGACCUCAUUCUCUCUCAUCAUUCCCUUAUUCCUAGUUUUGCUUCUUUAGGCGCUUGGUGGGAGGAUUUAAAAGUUUCAAUUCGGCGUGCCUGUGUGGACUUUUCUGUUGAGAAACGUAAGCGCUUAAAUCGGGAUCACGAUUUAUUAACUAAGCAGUUAAUCCGGGCUAAACAGUUAGUUUUUUCUGGUGAUAGCCGCUUUCUAGAUACAGUUAAUGACCUUGAAACUAAGCUCAGUUCUCUCAUUAACAAGAGUUGUGAGGGGGUUAAGAUCCGAUCGCGUGCUAGGUGGUUAGAAGAGGGUUAA
This is a messenger RNA of Porites lobata, 312 nucleotides long. NCBI's taxonomy places the organism in Eukaryota, Metazoa, Cnidaria, Anthozoa, Scleractinia, Poritidae. The record is from the annotation of a GenBank genome assembly.